This is a messenger RNA of Dryobates pubescens (Downy woodpecker), 520 nucleotides long. RefSeq names its product proliferation and apoptosis adaptor protein 15 (gene PEA15). Gene Ontology annotation, biological process: regulation of apoptotic process; MAPK cascade. Gene Ontology annotation, molecular function: protein binding. The record is from RefSeq and is a predicted model, not a curated record. NCBI's taxonomy places the organism in Eukaryota, Metazoa, Chordata, Aves, Piciformes, Picidae. The transcript is spliced from 4 exons. The coding region runs from base 87 to 479 and encodes 130 amino acids.
CCCGCCCCACCCCGUUGGCUCCGAGCGGCGGCACCGAGAGGACCGAAACGGCUGCAGCAGCACCGGGACCGCCCGAACCGGCCGCCAUGGCCGAGUACCGCAGGCUGCUGGAGGAGCUGGCGCAGAACAUCACCGCCGAGGACUUGGCCCAGCUGAAGUCGGCCUGCAGGGAGGACAUCCCCAGCGGCGAGGGGGAGGCCAUCGCCACCAGCCAGCACUGGUUCGACUUCCUGGAGCGGCACAGCAAGCUGGACAAGGACAACCUGUCCUACAUUGAGCACAUCUUCGAGAUCUCGCGGCGCCCGGACCUGCUGACCAUGGUGGUGCAGUACCGCACGCAGGUGCUGAAGAUCUCCGAGGAGGAUGAGGUGGACACCAAGCUCACCAGGAUCCCCAGCGCCAAGAAGUACAAGGAUAUCAUUCGGCAGCCCUCGGAGGAGGAGAUCAUCAAGCUGGCCCCCCCGCCCAAGAAAGCCUGAGGGGGGGGCGGCGAGGAGGAGGAGCAGGAGCAGGAGGAGGA